Molecule: messenger RNA, 4989 nt
Organism: Sebastes umbrosus (honeycomb rockfish)
Lineage: Eukaryota; Metazoa; Chordata; Actinopteri; Perciformes; Sebastidae
Gene: acss2
Product: acyl-CoA synthetase short chain family member 2
Exons: 19
Coding region: 742-2841 (699 amino acids)
Biological process (GO): acetyl-CoA biosynthetic process
Cellular component (GO): cytoplasm
Molecular function (GO): acetyl-CoA synthetase activity
Source: RefSeq, a predicted model, not a curated record
GAAGAAGAAGAAGAAGAAGAAGAAGAAGAAGCAUGCUGGAACCACUGGACCAGAACCAGAACCAGAACCAGAACCAGUCCACCUCCCGCCUCCUGGACAGCAGGAAACACACCCAGUGAAUCUGAUGAUUUAAAACACAUUGAGUGUUUACAGCAGCAGAAACAAGUCUCAGCUCCUCUUCUCCUGGAGGGAGCUAGUUUAGCCUGUUAGCUUAGCAGUUAGCUUAGCAGUUAGCUUAGCCUGCUAGCCGUUAGCUGUUAGCAGGACAGCCACUCCCCCGUGUCCGUGUGUGCAGGACUUUACACGGAUCCACCCGGAGCUGCACCGACACUGAGCCGGACUAAACCCAACACCUGCAGCUGCACGUGUUGGAUCCACACGAGGCGUCUGCACGUGAAGUUUAUAACCAAAACAACAAAAACAACAACAAACACCCUGCAGAACACGGAAGUCUGAAUGAACUCUGCUGCUAGCUAGCACUCAGCUAGCACUCAGCUAGCAGCCAGCUAGCAGCCAGCUAGCAGCCAGCUAGCACUCAGCUAGCAGUCUGCAGCUGCAUCUCUUCAUUGUGCUUCCCGCUGCUGCAGCUGAAGGAGUCCGUGCAGCAUCUUCCCCCCUGAUAUUGAUCAUAGCAGGUUGAUAUAUCGAUCUCUAUCUAACAGAGCUGAUCAGUUAGCCUGCUCUGCAGCGACGUGUCUCUGAUCUACUGACUUGUAAAAGAGUGAAAGCUUCGUUUGAGAGAUGAUUCCCGACAAAGUGCCGAAGGAAGACGUCUUCCACGGCUCCGAGGAGCUGAAGAAGGAGGCUCACAUCUCCAGCUUCGAAUCCUAUAAAGAGCUCUACCUGAAGUCCAUAGACAAUCCAGAUGAGUUCUGGGGCGACAUCGCCAAAGAUUUCUUCUGGAAGACCAAACACGUGGGUCAGUACCUCGACUACAACUUCGAUGUGACCAAAGGAGAAAUAUUCAUCAAGUUUAUGGAAGGAGCUUCCACCAACAUCUGCUACAACAUCCUCGACCGCAACGUCCAUGAGAGGAAGCUCGCCGAUAAAGUGGCCUUCUACUGGGAAGGCAACGAGCCCGGUGAUGAGCUGACGGUGACCUACAGAGAGCUGCUGCAGAGGGUCUGUCAGUUCGCCAACGUCCUGAAGUCUCAGGGAGUGAAUAAGGGCGACCGAGUCUCCAUCUACAUGCCCAUGGUGGUGGAGCUGGUGAUCGCCAUGUUGGCCUGCGUCCGCAUCGGAGCUGUUCACUCCAUAGUGUUUGCAGGUUUCUCUGCUGAGUCGCUGUGUGAGAGGAUCAUGGACUCUCAGUGCUCGCUGCUCAUCACAGCAGAUGGUUUCUAUCGAGGAGAUAAGCUGAUCAACCUGAAGCUCUUGGCUGACGAAGCGCUGCAGAAAUGCAGAGACAAAGGUUUCCCUCUACGCAGGUGUAUCAUGCUGAAGCACCUGUCCAAAGAAGCAGAAGAGACUCCUCUGGGCUCUCAGUCUCCUCCUGCCAAACGGUCCUGUCCUGAUCUGCAGCAGGAGAAACAGACAGGGAGAGUAAAGAAAACACGUCCUGUUCCGCAGGUCCCGUGGAACCCCGAGGUGGACUUGUGUUGGCACACUCUGGUCCGUGGAGCGUCAGACGAGUGUGAACCGGAGUGGUGCGACUCGGAAGAUCCUCUCUUCAUCCUCUACACCAGCGGCUCAACCGGCAAACCAAAGGGCGUUCUCCACACAGUCAGCGGCUACAUGCUCUACACCGCCACCACCUUCAAACUGGUGUUUGACCACCAGCCCGAUGACGUCUACUGGUGCACGGCAGACAUCGGUUGGAUCACGGGACACUCCUACAUCACCUACGGCCCGCUGGCUAACGGCACCACCAGCGUCCUGUUUGAGGGCCUGCCUACGUACCCAGACGUCAGCCGUAUGUGGGAGAUCGUGGACAAAUACCAGGUGACCAAGUUCUACACCGCUCCGACCGCCAUCAGACUGCUGAUGAAGUACGGCAGAGAGCCGGUGCAGAAGUAUAAGCGAGAGUCUCUGAAGGUUUUGGGGACGGUGGGAGAGCCCAUCAACCCCGAGGCCUGGCACUGGUACUACAGCGUGGUGGGAGAGAAGAGAUGUCCCAUCGUCGACACCUUCUGGCAGACAGAAACGGGUGGACACGUGUUGACUCCUCUACCUGCAGCCACACCCAUGAAACCUGGAUCUGCUACGUUCCCGUUCUUCGGCGUGGUGCCGGCCAUCUUGAAUGAGUCAGGAGAGGAGCUGGAGGGGCCGAGUGAAGGAUACCUGGUGUUCAAACAGCCGUGGCCCGGCGUGAUGAGGACGGUGUACGGCAACCAGCAGAGGUUUGAAACCACCUACUUCAAGAAGUUCCCCGGAUACUACGUCACCGGAGACGGUUGCCGUAGAGACAAAGACGGCUACUAUUGGAUAACGGGGAGGAUAGACGACAUGCUGAAUGUCUCCGGUCACUUACUGAGUACGGCGGAGGUGGAGUCGGCGCUGGUGGAGCACGAGGCCGUGGCCGAGGCCGCCGUGGUGGGCAGACCUCAUCCUGUCAAAGGAGAGAGCCUUUACUGCUUCGUAACUCUCACUGAUGGAGUGACGUACAACCGCACGCUGGAGGCAGAGCUCAAAAGACAAGUGCGGGAGAAGAUCGGUGCCAUCGCUACACCAGACUUCAUCCAGAAUGCUCCAGGACUCCCCAAGACCAGAUCUGGUAAGAUCAUGCGACGGGUGCUCCGCAAAAUCGCCUGUGACGAACGAGACCUGGGCGACAUCUCCACGCUGGCCGACUCCUCGGUGGUCGAGCAGCUCUUCCAGAACAGAUGCUGCACCGGCGUGUGACGGCCUCGCGGGGGGAGGCUCCGACUGCAGCCGCACGCCAGCGGCCACAAACCCAACCAGAGAAGAGGAGGAAGAGGAGGAACACAAAACUGGUCUUGUCCAACAAACAACCUUUAGCUCCUGAUGAGUAGGUGUGCAGCAGAGCCAGUAUCUAAAAUGACAGCAGCAGGUAGAGACACAACAUCUGGUCACUGGUAGAUGUUUCCCACUUCUGUAGAAGGAGUCAUCAUUUUAACAAAGAGUAAUAGAAGCUAGAGGUUGUUUCUGUGAAAGGCCGCGCUGCAGUCCAACUCGGUGGAAGAGGUAGAGCAGGGUAACACUUCCUUUGGUUUUAUCCUCGUGUGUUUUAGCCAAUAAUAAACAGCAAUAUCUGCUAUUUAACUGCUCGGUAUGAGUAUACGUUCAGUACUAGUACGGUACUGGUGCACCACAGUGAGUCCCGCCUCAGUACAAUAGUUAAAGUGUUUCCACACUUGGAAUGAUGCUAACGUGAAGUGCUACUUGUAACUGCCCUGUAGUUAAUGCAACAAGUUGUCUCCUCCCCUCGCUCGCUGCCAUAGUACUGUUAUGUACACUGAUGAUUACACUCAAUAUUUCUACUAGUUUUAAUUUGUCAUUUUCUAAAAAAAACUUUAGAUUUGUGUCAUUUUGUUUGACAUAGGAUUCGUUGGCUGUAUCUGUAGUGUGUCUGCACGCUUGUAUGUUCUCUUCUUCUUUGUGUUUAAGUUGCAGAGCGGUGGUCGGUCUGGUGUAAACUGGGAAAAGUGUGUUCAGCGUCACGCGUAGCUCCGGACGCCACACGGUCGGCUCCUCUCUCAAAGCCCCAAACCAGCUGCACAUCUCAUGUUCAAAAAAGGGAAAAAAGUGUUUCAUAAAUCUCCCAAUAACUCAAAAACAAAACCGUCUUCAUAUAUUUAAAGGGACAGUUCACCCCAAAGUCAAAAACACAUAUUUGUGCGUGCAUCUACUCGUGGACGAGAGGCUCGCCGUUGUCACAGCGCCAGAUGUAAACAAUAAUAGCGUCCUCCUCACCUGAGCUGUAACGUUAGCUAGCUCACUGGGGCUCACUGGUGCUACUUUUAAGUAGUGUGAUGCGUCUAGACUCCAUGUUUCAUUAUUAAAUUAGACUUUACAGAGUUGUCUUUGAUUAAAAUAAGGUACCAAAGUCAAUCCCAAAUCAUUAUGCGAGUAUGAUUUGGUAAAAUAAUCACCAACAGUUUGACACAAUGUGUGAUAGUCCACAAUCUGUGGAUCGAGUUUGGAUCAUGAUACGGUACUAUUAUAACAAUAUCACAGGAUGAAGCCCGUUAAAUCAAAGCUAAGGUGUCUAAUUGGUGUCUGUAUUCACGGCUUUGUUUAUUCAUUUUCAGGUUAAGGCUGUAUUUUUAUUAUCGUCUGUCAACUUAUUCCACGAAAAGACCAAAACCAACAAUGUGUCAGAGCGUCUCUCGGUACUUUCUGACUUCCUGUCUGUGGCUCUCAGCUUCAAACUUCGACAAAACAAAACGCGAUACAUAGGUGAAUCGAUUUGUUUUUCCCACCCCUAGUAUCACCACACUUCCUCCAACCUUUAGUGCCUCUUUUCAGCUAUUGAAGGAGAAAAUGUUGAUGAUUUUUUCUGAGCAAAAGUCUUUUAACUUCAUUCUUCCUGUGCUGAGAGACUGAAGUCAAGGUUGAAGCAACGUACGAUUCACAACUUAAAAUUGAGUAAAAACCAACUAAACGUGAACUCUGAGCUCAUUUGGGGCUUCAAAGGUUUCUCCUCUUCGUUUCCACGUCUGUGAUUUGUGAGAAUGAUUUAGCGCGAUGAACCAGAAGCAGGACCUCGUACAGAUUUCAUCAUGUUUCUGAGUUGGUUGCCGUUUGUGUCUCAAUGUGCCAACAUGAGUAACAGUGGAGCUGAGUGUAAAAAGCUAAUAAUUGUAUCUAAUGUUCAAGAAAAAUGUGCAGCUGCUUAUUUGAUUUUAGAAGCUUUUUAUUUUUGUUUGUGUAAGAACUCGGGUGAAGGAAAGAGAAUUAUGCUGUUUGUAUUUUUUUUGUUUUUCUCUCUGUUCAGUAUGGAGGACCACAAGAGUCACUUAAAUAGUAAUAAAGCAUUUAAAUGAUUAAUAACUAAUUGUACAAUAAAAAUAACCGUUCAUAAAUCUG